Ambispora gerdemannii is the source of this 615-nucleotide messenger RNA. The record is from the annotation of a GenBank genome assembly. NCBI's taxonomy places the organism in Eukaryota, Fungi, Glomeromycota, Glomeromycetes, Archaeosporales, Ambisporaceae.
AUGUCACUUCGUAAAAAAAUAUAUUGUGAUUCCUCGUUAGAUGUCGCAAGCGAUAAUGGCCAAGACUCGAAAAAAUAUCGGUCAGAAUCUAGUAGCAACAGUUUUUUCGUGAACCUGUUUAAAAUUUUGGGUAUUUUGUUAGCGGUAUUCUUUUUGUCGUCGUAUUUUUUUACAGAGACUUGGACUUGGGAUUAUAAGGGUAAAUACACUAAUUGGCGGAACUGGAUUCCGCGUAAAGAAACCGUGUUCACUUUGGAGGAGUUAUCAAAAUAUGAUGGAUCUGAUCCUGAGCUUCCGAUCUAUCUUGCUAUAAGUGGUGAAGUUUUUGAUGUUACUCAAGGAAGAGACUAUUACGGAAAGGGCGGUUCAUACGGAUUUUUCUCGGGACGAGAUGCGUCGCGAGCAUAUGUCACUGGAUGCUUUGAUUCGCCGUCACAUUUGUCUCACGAUUUACGUGGGUUGACUCCAAAUGAAUUAAAGAGUAUAGAAGAUUGGACUUCGUUUUAUCGCGACCACCACACCUACUUCAAAGUGGGAAGAGUCGCACUUCCACCAAUUGAUCCCAAUUCGCCGAUUCCACCAUCUUGUAAAGCUGCUAAGGAACAAAAACCUUGA